Messenger RNA from Gongylonema pulchrum, 351 nucleotides. The record is from the annotation of a GenBank genome assembly. NCBI's taxonomy places the organism in Eukaryota, Metazoa, Nematoda, Chromadorea, Rhabditida, Gongylonematidae.
AUGGAGUCGUCCAGGACUCGCCAGUAUAUUAGUGCAAAGAAAGUACCCUUGGAUGUUGUUCUUUCGCUGCUAAUGCUUGCUCGUGCUUAUCUGAUUGCCCGUUUUAUGGUUCUCCACAGCAAACAGUUUCAGGAUGCAUCUACGCGAACACUUGCUGCUCUAAAUCGGAUUCAAGUAAAUUUUUCUUUUGUUAUGAAAACAAUCCUGGACCAACAUCCAAUCACAUUCCUCACCACAUUUACAGUGAUCUUUUGGAUUACAAUGGCUUGGACAUUUGCUCAGUGUGAAAGAUACGGUAGAGAUGAACAAACAUCAAUCAUGUAUUCGAAUGCGCUUUGGUUUAUUGGUUAG